GCGGAUUUCGCUCAGGGGGGCUGGACAAAAAGACACCUUUGCCUUGGAAGAGCGGAGCGCGCAAACGGACCGGUAGAGGGGGCGCAAGAGCACGGAGCACCAGCACGGAGGCAAGACGGCUUUUUCUCCCGCUGCCUCUCUUGCCUGGAACUCACCAUAGAGAACAGGAGUUCCGCUUCCGGUCCUGGUUUUCCUUUUGUCUGACCCGCGAGGAUGGAGGUGCAGGUGGCUCAAUGCGCGGAGCGGCUUCAGCGGCAGGUCAGAGGCGCGUGCGUCCUUCUCUUUUAUGGGGCGCGGCUGGAAGGCGAAGAGGAGCGAGGGGCUCGGGGCGGCAGAGGCAAAGGGGGGGGGGGCCGGCGGCAGCGCGGAGCUGCUCGGAGGAGGCCGGGCGGCGGCGGCGGGAGGCGUUGCUUAUUCUGCCGCCAGCGCGGCGCUUCUUUCUCUUUCGAGGCUCCCACAUCAGCGCAGACCCCGCUUCUUCCCUCCUCCGUGCGAGCAAGGCGUGUGAGGCGUUCUCGCUUCGUCCUGGCUCCUUAGGGGGCAGGGUCGUUGGGUGAAACCUUGACGCCAGCAGAAAUGAUUAAAACGAGGGCUGCUCACCUGCCCUUUUCGCCAGCUAAGUUGCCCCCACCCUUGCACGCUUCUCUCGGGUCAACGUCUGAAGUGGGCAGGGCCCCUGCAGAGAGAGCAAGGGAGAGAGAGGUCGCGAGUGCAUAUUAGCUCUCAUGGGCGGUACCUUGGGAAGCCCCCCUGUGUUGGAAUUGGCAAAGCUAGGUUUCCUAAGGGCCUCUGCCCCGUCCUUUUUUUUUUCUUUUUUUUUUACAAGAAGAAAAUUUCCCUGCCCUCACCCACCGAUCAGUUAUUUGUAUUUUCGCACAACAGUGCAGUAUAAUUGAAGGUAACAACUGCUACGUUCUUGUUAAACCAAAACUAAAUCUCAAAAAACCGGAAUAUAUCCAUUGCCUUGGGCACGCUUGGAUGGAGACGCUGUCAAUUUGUAAAUGUACUAGUAGAAACUAAAAUAUCUGGAAAGUAAGCAUUCCAAGACAUGUAACAAUUCUCUUUGUAAACCGGAUACAUGCAACAACUCUUGGCAGAAGGUGAAUUGAUUUUUUAAAAAAUCCUUCGGUGCUUUUUUAUACCAUAUUCCAAAGCUAAAGAGGCACAUAGUUACAUUUAAUUUCUAGCAUAUGUGGGCAUUUCUUAGAGAAAAUUUCAUUUACAGUAGGGUGCUGCUCAUUACUAGCCUAACUUUUAGGUAGCUAAAAAAAUAAAUCUGAAUCUGCUAAUAGUAAUUUUAUUUCAUAAUAAAUUUCUAAUAACUAUAAUUUUGCCACAUGAGACACUCUUCAGUCACAAGUUUAGGUGUGGUUAGCAAUUUAAUGAAAUAGUUCAUGAACUAGUUUUUGAGCUGGGGAACAUGAUGGGUAAGCCAUGUGGAGACUUGUUCUUUUUUUGAAAUGCAGGGCAUGUUGUUUUGUUUGUGCUUCUAAAAUAAUUUCUGCCAGGUGUUUGAGAGAGGCAAACUGAAAGAGUAGAUAACCUGCAACAUUUUGAGGGCUACACUUCAUAAUAAUUUUAGUAGUGGAAACUGUUCUUUCUGAUUUUCAUUACUUCAGCACUCAGGAUAAACUUUAUAUGAUAAAGUAUUUAUACACAUACAAUAUAUUGGGAGGUCCUAGAAGGUCUAGGCUGCAAAAGGAAACAACAGAGCAGGUUUGUUGAGAGAAAGGGACUGAUGGCUUUUGUUUCUUCCACAGCGUAGUUUCGUGUGGCACUUUCAUUUCUCAGGCAGUUGUAUUCCUAGGAUGAUAAGACAAAAUAUUUUUGAUGCUGCCUUUGAUUUGUAUCCAAAUUUGAUAAGGGGUGAAGGUAAACAUAUUCAGUAAUCAGCCAAAGCAGGCAAACUGUCUCUGAUGUCGGGGUACUUUGCAUUCAGUUCUGGUUUCUUAGUUUUCCCCAUAAAAGAGGAAGCAUGGUAGGACCUUUUGAAUAAAAUAAUACUGAUACGUAACAAUAGGUUCUAAUCACUCAGGUGGUGGUGAAACUCAUAAUGGAUUAUCUUUGCUCCAUUCAAUCAGUUCUGCUUGCACUACACAGAACAAGCCUACAUUUAAUGGAAAUCUUAGAUGAUAUGGUUAUUAUAUGAAUAUCACAAUCAGCAAUGUUUAUCUACUGUAUAUGUUGCUAGAUAAAGUUCUAUAAUAUCAGAUUUUUAAUGAAAAGCUAAUGUCAUUAUGUUCUACCAGUCUUCCCUUAGGGAUUGGUUGUUGAAUUUGUUGCUACUAAUUUUUAACAGUGUAGUUAGUUUAAUUAUGGAUAAUAAACACUAAAGAUUAAAUUUUGAUGCAAUCCCUAUCAUAUAUUACCAUAGGGUAAGAAAGAGUAGGUUAUAUACUACUGGUUCUAUUUUGCAUCCUAGGAAAAGGAAAUCAAGUUUCUGACUGCAGAAGUUGAUCGUUUGAAAAACUAUGGAUGUUUGGGAGUUUCCCCAAAUUUGGAAGGGUUGCGGGAAGAGAACGCAAAACUUAAAUAUCGCUUAAAUGUUCUACAAAAGGUAUGUUCCCUUUCUGAAUAGUGUGAAGUGUGCAAAAAGUAAACGAAUGGUCAUGACUGUCGUGAUUCUCAAAAUUAUCAUUUGUCAUUGUGAAGAGAAUGAGAAAAUGUGAUUAACGCAGGAGAGAUUCCCCCCCCUUACUGUUGAAAUCAUUCUUCCUUUGAAAUUUGUGCAGUAUUGUUCUGUUUUACUGAUACGUUGACCCUUAAGAAGCUCGUUUUAAAAUGUUAUGAAGAACCUAAAAUAGUUAAUUACACAGAAAUGCAUUUCUCUGUUUGAUUAUGUUGUCUAGGGCUGGGCAAUAACCUGGUUUUAAACAUUGCAAUAUAUCACUAGCUAAACAUUGUGAUAUAUCAAUAUAUCACAAUGUCUGAAAUAAGGAUGAAGCUAUGUAGAGGCAUUAGCUGGCUUCACUGUUUUCCUCACAUUGUGAUUUUCCCAUAACACACACACACACACUGCCACGUCAAAAAUUAUGAAACUGAUACCACAAUAUGGACUUCAGACCAGUUUUGAACAAUAUAUCGCCCAGCCCUAAUUGUCAGUAUUCUUGUUCUUUGACCUGGGAUGCAUCUACACCAGCUGUUUCCCCCAGCGUACAUCCAAGGAACAAGAAUGCCUGGAUAGGUUAGUUAGCUAGAGUAUGAUGCUGAUAAUACCAAGGUUGCAGCUUCAGUCUCCAUAUGGGACAGCUGCAUAUUCCUGCAUUGGAGGAGGAGGAGUUUAGAUUUGAUAUCCCUCCUUUCACUCCCCUUCAGGAGUCUCAAAGCGGCUAACAUUCUCCUUUCCCUUCCUCCCCCACAACAAACACUCUGUGAGGUGAGUGGGGCUGAGAGACUUCAGAGAAGUGUGACUGGCCCAAGGUCACCCAGCAGCUGCAUGUGGAGGAGCGGAGAUGCGAACCCGGUUCCCCAGAUUACGAGUCUAUCGCUCUUAACCACUACACCACACCACACUGGCUCCCCCAUUGCAGGGGGUUGGACUCAUAGCUGUCAACGUUUCCCUUUUUUUAAGGGAAAUUCCCUUAUUCCGAAUAGGAUUCCUCACAAGAAAAGGGAAAAGUUGACAGCUAUGGUUGGACUACAUGAUCCUCAGGAUCCCUUCCAACUGUACAAUUUUUUGAUUCUAAGAGUGAGAGGCUGCACUUCAUCCUGGUAGAGUCUCUGGUGCUGUAAAUUAGGGCUGUACUUUUGCGUACAUCUGGCUGGGGGUAGUCAAGGAACAUUCUGCCCUCCCCAAAUCUAGCAAUUCUGCUCAGGGAAAAAGAGAGUUGCAAUCUGCUUUUUAAAGUGGCAGGUUUUCUUUACACCACCACAAGUCUACUUGUAAACAAAUGACUGUUUGCAAUAAUAUUUCUUGAACAUGAAAACCUUCUGCCUGCUACUUUCUCACACAGCAGGCUUUUGAAGCUGUGACAAUCUUCAUUCUCUUUAGCAGGGUAUUUUAUUUACAAAUCAUUUCUGUGUAUGCAGCUAUUUUAUUGUUGUACUCUGAGCACAUAAAGAGAGCAUGUCUCCCUUUAUUCUAGGUAAAAAUAGAUGGAAACUGACACAGCCAUCGGGGUUUGCUAAUCUUGGUUCACAUGAAGUCUGAUACAUUUUGUAAGCAGUGCAAAGCAUUCCUUUGCCCGUCAGCUGGAAGAAGUUGUGUUUCUGUAAAAAGCAGAUUAGGAUUUAUGUGUGUUUGUGUUUACACACACAUUUCAUUUUAAUCAUGAACUAUGUUUAGGGUCCUUGAAUUGAGAUGCACUGUUCCAAUGGGCUCCUCAAUCUGAUGGAUGGAUAAUUAGAUUUGUGUUUUCAUUUAGAGCCUUCAGGAAGAAAGGAGUAGAAGCAAGCCAUCAAAAGGCAUGAUUAACAUCAAUAGUCGCCUUCAAGACAUUUUUGGAGUGGCUAUUAAAGCUGCGUAUCCAGAUCUGGAAAAUCCUCCACUGUUGGUGACACCAAGUCAGCAGUCCAAGUUUGGUGACUAUCAGUGCAACAGUGCUAUGAGCAUAACCCAGGUAAUUCAUAAUGUGAGAAUUUGUCGUUGUUCUCUAGUGCUGUAUCCAAACAGCACAAAGCCACCCAGCUGAAAAUAUACAUUGCUCAGCUUUGUGAUAAUGUUGUAGUUUGAGUGGAACAGGGAAAACCAUCCACUCUAUAUCAGCCUCUCAAUUUCUCAGGGAAAUCUACCCUACAGUUGAGGAAUCUUUUGUUGCACUCUUCUAUUGUUUACAUUGCCACAUUUAAAUGAACACAGUACACAGCAGACAAGUAUUAAAGCAUUUAAAAUGAAGAAAAUCAAGUCACAUGCAAACAUGAAAAAUCAUCAAAACUAUGGGUUUUCAGUGCUGCACCAAUGGGGUUCUGCUGGUGCAACAGGAUUUCCAUUCAUCUGUAUACCCCAAAAAUCUGCUCCAGAGGGUCCCCCAAUCUUUGGGAACUGAUCUUGAGAACAGGCUGGAGGGAAUGUGACAGGAAGCUCCAUUAUUCAAGCAGAGCUGCAGCGUUGGCUCAACCCUGGAAGGAUUACAUAUCAUUUGUGGAAAAGCCAAUAUAAUUUUGCCUCUGGGGCCCUCCAGAUGUUGCUGGACUACAGCUUGCAUAAUUGCUGCUGGCCAUACUAACUUAUUCCCCUCCCCAUUUAGGGGGAAAAAAUACAUGUUUUUUUUAAAAAAUGGUUUAAUUUUGGCUUAACACUUUCUAGAAUCUUACUCAUUUGUAUUAAUAUGAAGCAGUGAUUUUCAUUUUUGUAAACUGUCCUGAGUAAUGACCUGUAUUUCCAUAUAAACAAAUAAAAUAACAGCAAGCUAAAUCCUGAACUACAGAACAGCUACCUUUUAAAAAAAAACCACCUCUAAAAUCCUUACCAGUAUAGUUUCCCCCUUUGAUUUAAAAAUCAAUGUAAGUUUGCAGUGGAAGUUGGACUUCUUGUCACAUCCCUUGGAGGAUGGUAAAGUUGCUAAGCAAAUUGGCCUGGCAGAGAUCUCUUUCCAAACAAUACUGUUACGUGCCAGCCGGCAGCCUCUCGGCAUGAACUUCUUUUGGAGAAACAGCUCCACAAAUGUGUGUUCUUUUCUUCAUAGAGCUCAUUAGCAUAUGCACUUGGGUGUCAGCCAGCCCAACACAAGCUUGCAGUGCCUUUUUAAAAUAUUUUUGACCGCUGCUUUACCCCAAUUAAGUCACUCUUAGGAGUCUUGUCUGGUGCAGGUUUCUCAAUGUCUGUAUUGUUUGUAUUCCUUGAUAUCAUAAGGCCUCCCCUCCCUCCCCACAACUUUUGACAGCCCCUCCAGAGAUCGGCAUGGACACAAGCUGCUUUAUGGAAUGUCUCCACCCUGAUGCACUUUUUGAGCUCUCUCUCUGCCAGCCUUGACACCCAAGACAUGUCGCUGCUUACUUUGUGCAGUUUUGCAAGUGCUAGAUGUUUGCUUGGCUGAUCGUUACUUUCAUUGAAAUUGAUUUCAGUAAACAUACCCCCCUGCCCCGGCCAUUUUCCAGACACUAAAUUUGUUUUGAAAUAGUAUCUGUUCCUUAAAAAAAAGGAAUCUCCCACACACCCAUGCACCCACCUCCACACACUUUCCAGCCAUCAAAAAAUAUUUUUCAUCCCAAGUGAAGCAAUGAAAUUUUUGUUCUGUAUCAAUCAUUCUGGACACCAGCCAUUUGGAAACUCCUGCUUUUAUCUUUAGCUCCUGCUCCACGUGAAUGAACAGUUUCUUGAUGUAUCGUGCAACAUUUUUCAGAACACUCAGCACUUGACAAACAGCAAACAUGUGGAAGCAGAAUUCUAAAAGGUGAAGGGAGAGAGCUGUUUGUGUAUGCGGGCGGGAGGGAGGGAAAGCAAAGGAGAAAGCAAGCAAUAUAUCUCUAAAACUAAUAGCCGCCUAGCCCCUCCAGCUGAGAGUGCAAGCACAAUAUGCUAAUGAGCAUGUACAAAGACAAAACACAUUUGUGACAGCUUUCCACAUUGGCAGGGCACAUGGAGAGACUGUCGCCUGGCACGUACGCUCUUGCCAUUUUUUGAGGAUUGCUUUCUGAAGCCAAGCAAUACAUCAGAGAGAGAGAGUACUUGCCAUAGAAAGACUACUUAUUAGAAAGGAAACCUAGAAUCACCUACAUUUUGCCAUGGAAGACCAUCUGGCUGUUGUCCUUCUCCAAUACCAAUUCCUUUCAUAAAGAUCAGUGGGUUCCUCCCUUUUGAAUGUGUAGAACAGCUUUUGCAGUGUGGUGCCCUCUAGGAUGUUUCGGAAUGCAACUCCCACCAGCCCAGCCAAAAUCUGUAGGACACCAGGUUGGGAAAGGCCAGUGUAAAAGUCAUCUGUAAUGAGUUAUGCAUCUCAAAAGAUGCAUACUCAGAAGAAUCAUUUGAAUUGCUCUGGCUUACAUGUGGCAGAUGUGGAAUUGGCAACUGUCUGCUGCUCCCAUUUCCUCUGACAGGAAAUGGCAACAAAGGACCACACAUAUGCUUGAAUAACAGUAGGGUCCUAGGGUAUUUAUUCAGUUUGUGAUUGCCUCUGCUAUAUUUACCCAGUGGGAUUUUCCAGGCAGGCUGGUUUCUUGACAGAUUCCUGUGAAAAGGGAAUUCCGUUUUCAUCACAGCUGCUCAAAUGAUAUGAGCUUGUAGAGCUUUGCCUCAGGUUCUCUGUGUUCUCCUCAGUCAGGGAUUGCGCUGAGACCUCUUGCUGUGUCUUUCAGAUACUGCUCAAAACCAAGGAGCAAAAAGUGAGCCCGAGAGAAAUAGCUGAUAAGAUUGCCAGAAACAUUCCUGACAAUGAAUGCAUCGCAAAGAUUGAAAUCGCCGGUCCUGGUACAGUUACUCUGUUUUUACUUUUCUGGGACAUCUCAAUCUAAUGUUAUGAAGUAUUAUGAUGAAAUGACUCAGUAGAAUUCUGAGUCCUUUAGAGAUGAACUAUAGGAGGAUAAGGGGAAUCCUCUCCUUAAGCUUGAUGCCUGUUCACCCUACCAGGAAUUCUGACGUGUACCCCUGUGACAUUCUGGCUUCCAUAGGCAGAGGAGUACAGUCGUACCUUGGAAGUAGAACAGAAUCCAUUCCGUAAGUCCAUUCGACUUCCAAAAUGUUUGAAAACCAAAGUGCAGCCUCUGAUUGGCUGCAGGAAGCUCCUGCGGCCAAUCGGAAGCUGCGGAAGCCCUGUCAAGUGUUUGGCUUCCAAAAGAACCUUCGAAAACCGGAACACUCACUUCCAGUUUUUGAUCGUUCGGGAGCCGGAAUGUUCGAUUCCCAAGGUGUUCAGGAGCCGAGGUACGACUGUACUCAGUUGGGCAUUUAUUAGGAAGGUUGCACCGAGUGAUAAUUCUCUGUGAGUUUCAGCUUGGUAUUUGUGACAGUUGGGAAGCAUUUUAUUUAGCUCUGCGGUUAAAAAUGAAUGUGGCUCUUUCAGCGAGGUUAGCAGCAAUUUAAAUGAAGAAGUUUUGGAGAGAAAUUAAAAUAAUCUUCCCUAUAUAAAUAUUAUUAUUCUACUUAAUCAUAUACAUUACCUGAGUGCUUGCAAAAUAAAGAAGAAACUUUAUUGAAACCCAGUGCCCCUCAGUGAAAGUGAUGCUCCUAGCAAACUAAUUGCUGACCAAGGCUGCUUACAGGACAGCAUCUGUUGUCUGGACAAUUGGCUUCUGUUAUUUAUUGAUCAAAACCAAUGGCACUUUGUCCUUGUAUCAUUAUCAAAUUGAUUUUUUCCCUGUCACUGCAAAUGAGUUGCCCUGUUAUGGGUAAUUAUGCAAUACUGUGUUUUUAGCAAAGUAUGUGCUCUGUGCAAAAGAAAUCAAGGCUCAGGAAUCAUUUUCACUUUUUAUGCUUUUCUGAAGGUUUCAUUAAUGUGCACUUGAAAAAGGAUUUUGUAUCUAAACAACUAAGCAGUAUGCUGGUGAAUGGAGUUCAGCUGCCUGCUCUUGGUGAAAGGAAGAAGGUAUGACAGUAAAUGGUUAACUGGGUCUUUUCUUAGGUACUGCUGCUUAAUGUUCAAGGCAAAGUGUGCAUUUGCAGAUAAACUAUUUCAGUUGUUUAAUAUGCACUCAGUCUGCAGACACCGCAAGAGCAGGGUUCCAGAGCCCCACAUGGCAUGUUCCGUGCCCUUCUUAGGGUCAGGGGUGGCAGUUUGCAGCCAUUCCUUACCUCCACCCCACCCACCCCGGUCUUGUUAGCGUUGAAGUGUUUUAUGUGAAUGGGCGUCUUUGGUGUUCUAAUGUUUGACAGAUGUAAAAGGAGACAUUUUGAGUUGUGUUCUGUAGAGUGCCAAGGAUUCUCAUUGAAUGUUCUCCCCUGCACAUCUGCUACAGGAGAGGCAGAAAGUCAGAAAGUCCCAUUGCUUAGUCCUAAUAUUUAGUUGAAUUGACUCCCUUCAUUUUUUUAUUUUAUUUUUUUAUUUCUUUGACAAGUUCUGUGAAUCAACUUUUAGUUUUUUGUUUGUUCAACACUUUUGACACCUUGUGAAGCGGUCAGUGGCCCAGUUUGCAGAUAAUGCUAAGCGUGCAUACGCAGGCUCCUGGAGAAAGAAUUGCAGCAACCAUGCUCCUCUCCUGAUGGUGUUGCUCUGCUACCCAGUGCUAAGCUAUGGUUUGACAUAUCAUUACAUCCAAGCCAAGAUCUGUGUUUUUUGCCUCUCAAAUAAAUCAUGAGUUGUAAACCAAGAACAAACUUUGGUUACAGCUCAUGGUUUGUCUGGAGCAUGACAAGUCGCAAGCCUGGGUUUGGAUAGGGCCCAGAUAGCAUGAGAGCGAGCAGCAGAAUUAAGGGAGGAGUGAAGCAGCUGUAAUCUUCCCUCCAGAAGCCUGCAUGUUUCCCCGCUCAUGCUAAGCCAUGGUUUGGCUUGGUGUUAUGUGUGAGCCAGGUCAGUUGGGUGCACGGUGAGUGUAAGCACCAGCUGCCAUGUAGAACUUGCACAAACGAGCAGCGUAAACAGGACUUUAUAUAUUACCUUGUCGGUGUGGAUAGUAUCUGAAGGUGUCCAUAACUGAACAGCGUGAACAAAAUACUCACUAUUUGGCUCACUUAGGCCCUGUGCAUAUGCAGUACUCGGUGCAGGAAGUCAUUCAACAUCACUUGGAGAUUAUGUUUAACGAGCGCAUAAUAUGCGCAAUUCUCUUCAUGCUUCCCACAAUAACCAGUGAAUGUGUACAACAGCCAGUGUUUAUGUGCAUUUCCUAAUUGCAGAUAUAUAUAAAUGAUGCUUCUUUGAAAAAAUACUUUGCACUGUUUAUAAUGCGCAUAUUUUUCAUUUCUUGUCCUACAUAAAGGUGGUGAUUGACUUCUCCUCCCCUAAUAUUGCAAAAGAGAUGCAUGUAGGUCACCUGAGAUCAACUAUAAUUGGGGAGAGCAUGUGCCGCCUCUUUGAGUUUGUGGGGUUCGAUGUACUAAGGUAAGUCCAGCCAUGGUAGAAUUGCAUAAAUGCUCAAAAUGUAUAUGGGCACAUGCUUUCAUGUCUCUUGACAAUGUGGAUUCUCAGUAAUUGCCUAUACAGCAGUGUUGCUAUGUUCCAUGGAAGUGCUAUUCCUUUAUGAAAAUCACUGCAGAACCCUAUGUUUUGAACCCUGCACACAUCCACCAUCCUUUAAUUAACCUUACUUUUCCUUCUAGAACUCUUUCAGAACCCCCCCUUUUUUCUCAGAGCCUCUCAGGGUGCCAAGCAGGGCUGGCCACACCUCUUGUGGUGUAGCUGCAAAGUAUCUGGGAACCCUGCACAAGGGAUUUUGACAGGGUUGUCCCACCCACCUGUCAAAUUUGGCCUGUGGGGUGGGGCCAGAUAGAGAUCUGCCCCCACCCAGUUCCCCACCUUUGGCUUGAAUGCAUCCAACUUGCCCUUUACCUACUGUCCUUGACAUUUGACAUACACCAUACAACAUGGCACUGAGAUCUAACUUGAUUUGAAUGUCAAUGCAAGUUGCUUCCUAAUUAUAGCCUGGAGUCACCUAUCUUCUGCAUUUCACUCCACAAACAUCUUAAAGCUUCAAAGGAGAACAACGGUCUCCAUCCUGUAGUAGAUAUAACUUUACUGCAACAAAUUUGCCUAAUUAAUUUAGAAAAUUAAAUCACCUUCCAACUUGUUUUUUAGGAAAGGAUGGUGUAUGAGUUGCACAAUAAAUUAUGCCCAUAAUCCCCAAACAAACCACAUACAUGAUUUUUAAAUAUUUUUUUAGCAGUCCAUUUCCUUCACAGGAGCACUUCAGAACAAGCCUUGUAUCUUAUCCACAGCUCUAUUCAGAAGAUAUUUCAGUUCUGCUUACAGUCUCACUUGUUUUGUGAUCUUUACUGUCUAGAUUAAACCAUUUAGGAGAUUGGGGUACCCAGUUUGGCAUGCUUAUUGCUCACCUGCAAGAUAAAUUCCCAGACUAUCUGACUGUUUCUCCUCCCAUUGGAGAUCUCCAAGCUUUUUAUAAGGUAUGUUUUAUUUCAGAUAUAUGGUUACCCCUCCUGUUGUUGUUGUUGUUGCUGCUGCUGCUUAACAUUGCUCAGAGGUGAGUUGGCUAACUUGUGGCCCUCCAGAUGUUGCCCUACCCCUGGCCAUGCUGCUGAUGGGGCUGUGGUGCAACGACCUCUGGAGAACCACAAGUUAGCCACCCGUGGAUGAGAGGAUACUAAUAGCACUUGAAAAUGUAUACAUCCUGCCUGAGGGUUUUGCUCUUGGUAAGACCAGAAGGAAGUACUGGUUGAGGGAAGGUUUAGAGCACUUAACAAAAUAAAAAAUCAAAUGGCAGCCAUUUCCAUGGAGGAAUUUGAAGGAAGUCUGCAUGAACUAUGGUUGCAAUCUAUGCUUAGCUGUCUUGUAAACGUCUACAAAAACGUAUUUUGCUGUAAGACUUUCAUAAUGAUUGAAGUGAGUCAGUGCAGAGACUUAGGAUGAGAGAAUGUUUAGUAACAAACAGUGGGUGAAAUCAAAUAUUGUACAAGCUGAAGUAACAGCACUACCUCCUUCCUCUCCUAUUCCCCCCAUCCCCUGCAGCUUCUGUGCUCUCCCAGGUCUGCCCCAGCCAUCCAGAGCAGAUUGUGGAGACUACAGCAGAUAGAAGAGGAAAAAGUAGUUCCACUGUGUGAACAGUUUGAUGUCAACUAAUAUUGCAAAUGUUUUAAUCUUCUGAAACUUCCAUGCAUCGUAACCCUCCUUAUUGAAACAAAGGCAGUUUAUAUAAAGAUUGGACUAAUUGCUGAGUCACCUUUUUGAAAAGGGUAAAAUAAAUAUACAAACAGAUUCUGUAUACUCAUUCCUGAUGGCUUAAAAAGCCCAAUCCAGGAUCUGCAUGCACAAAUCCACAUGGAUUUGAUACUGUUCAUCACCUAUUUCUAGAGGGGGUAAGAGGGCAACAGUAUUGGAUCAAAUUCUGCUCUUGAUCAAAUCGUUGACAGCAUUAAGCAUAAUUCUUGAUUAUCAAUUUAUCUUGAGAAUUUAUAAAAUGAGAGUUGCUGGGAUGCAGGGCUCUUCGGUGAUGACUAAUUCUUCAGUUAGUUCUCCUUGGAAACUUGGAGAAUCCUCUCCAGAUACUGCACAACAAUUUAUAUGUGCUAAUACAUGGAGAGGUUCAGGCUGCUGUUGGUGGAUGUUCCCCUGGGAUAUUAAUGACAAGCAUUAGGCGACUCAAUAUUGUCUAUUUGAUCUGUUUCGACCAUUAAAAAUAUUUCUCUUUACUAUUUAUUACCUGUGCUUUUGUUUGAUUUGUUUUAGUAUAUUGUGCAGGAUAUUGUUUCAUGGUGUCUGUAUUCUUCUUAACCUAGGAAUCUAAGAGAAGAUUUGACACAGAAGAGGAGUUUAAGAAGCACGCAUACCGAUGUGUGGUGCUAUUACAGAGCAAAAAUCCAGAUUUCAUUAAAGCUUGGAAACUUAUAUGUGAUGUGUCCCGGAAAGGUGACUAGGAAUUAUGCUACCUCUAUCUUUUAAGGAUCCGCCUCUUUUUCAAGUGGACCACUUUCGGCAGUUUUGGAUGAUGAGGAUUAUUAUUAGUGUUGUUGUUGAAGCCCUGUAAAAAGACUGGGAUUUGAGGGUGAUAGUUUCAGGAGUCACAACAAAGAGCUUGUGGCACCUUUGUUUUGACAAAAUCUUUUCUAAACUAGAUGCAUGGAGUGAGAACCUCAGGUGCUUUUGUGUGUGUGUUUCUGUAUGUGCGCACACAAAUAUACAUAUAUAGGUGUGAAGGAAAACAAAUUUAAAAGUUGUAGCUGAAUGGCAAUGCAAAAAGUACAGUUAGCGUUUAGAUGUGUUCAGAUUGAUUCUUUAGAGCAGCAUUUUAGUAGUAGUGAACAAACAUGACCUAGCAAGGCUGUUCUAAAGCCAGUACCUCAAUUUCCUUAUUUUACUAUGAUGUUGAUGAUGCAUUAUAUGAAGUAAAUGAAAGGGCUCAAAAUUCCUCAUUUCACUCUUUCUUGGUCAGAGUUCCAAAAAAUCUAUGAUUGCUUGGAUGUCACCAUAAUAGAGAGAGGAGAAUCUUAUUAUCAAGAUAAGAUGAAUGAUAUCGUGAAGGAGUUUGAAGAAGGAGGUAACACAACUAUUUGCAGAACGGGCAAUUAAAUUCCUCAAGACUGUUUUUCACCAUAGUACAAUGGGUUUCUAAAGCUCUUUGAUAAGCUUGUAUUUUACCAUAGAAGUGGGGAAUCCUUACCACUACCACCCAAGAACCACAGUCCUUUAGAAAUAGUGUGCUGGGGGGAGGGUGGUCGCAUGGCAGUGACACAGUCCCAUCCAUUCAAACAUAUCCCAUGAAUCCAUUCUUGCUUGUGCAUGCACACACACAGAGACUCUCUUUCCUACAAUUUGCCUUGGGAGAAAACUUCUCAUUUGCUCCAAUAGCAGGGCUCUGGAUCUGGUUAGGGAUCCUGAGGCAGAGAGGCUUUAACACUUUGCUUACUGCUGUAGUCCAAAAGUAGAUAAUGGCCCUGCAGCUGCUGUUAGCUUUAAGGAAAAAAACUCCCAUUGAAGCAAGUUGAAGUUCUUCCAAAUGCAAAUUACAGGUGGCUGAUCCAGAUUAGGCAGGCUCUCAGGAGGCAGCAAAAGGUUAAAGCUUCCAGAUCAGGAAUCAACAUGGGCUUCUGCUUCCCUAGUUUCCAUGCUAGCAAGGAAGGAAGAAAAGCCCUCAUUCUGCAGCCAGCAUGAAAGCUGAGGAGUAGAGGCCCCAGGGACCAGAUGGAAGUGCUGCAAAGUGGGAACGAAAGGUUAUUCAAAAGAUGGCACUGUGCAUUUGGAAAGAUAAUGUUUGACCACCGAACUACAUGCAAAUGCUGCAGCAGGGGCACUUAUGGAAAGAACUUCUCAGCAAGAGGAGAGAUCCUAAAGUCUACUACUUGCCCUCCUCACUACCACCACCCUCCAGGCUGUGUUUACUGUUUUCUUUUGCUUAACCAGCCUCUGAAACCAGCUAUGAGGAAAUGACCCAGAGGUGGAUGAGCUCUGCUGGAGAGAACUGGCAGGUGCAAAAUCUUUUUAAACACUCAUCCCUCCUGCCAGUUCUCACUAGCAGGUUCCCCUCAGCGCCCACAUUUGUGUUAUCUUGGCAAAUGUAGGUAUGGAAAAAAGCACAUCCCAGGAGAAUGUGUAGGUUCUAACUCUGUAUACCUGCUGUCAUGGCAUUUUGUAGCAUGACAAAAUAGGUUGGUUGUUAAGUGUUCUUCAUUGAAAAGUUUUGUAUUUGUGUUUUUAUUUGUACAUUACUGUGUAAAAAUACCUUUCUUUCCAAACCUUAUUUCUCAUUCAUUUAUUUCUACCCUUAGGAUUUGUGCAAGUGGAUGAUGGUCGGAAGAUUGUAUUUGUUCCAGGGUAUUCCGUUCCCUUGACAAUUGUGAAAUCUGAUGGGGGGUUCACAUAUGACACUUCAGACUUGGCAGCAUUGAAACAGAGACUGUUUGAAGAAAAAGCUGAUUAUAUAAUUUAUGUGGUAGAUAGUGGACAGGUGAGUUUCACUGACCUUUAUUUUGUAGUCCUUUGUUUUUCAGGUUUUUAGCUUUUUGAGUGUUGGUGUGACACUAAAACUAUUCUUCUCUUUCUAGUUGCUUCUCCUUUGUCUUAAAACAGGAUUCUGAAUCAUAAUAAAUUACAUCCACCCCAUAUUUUAAGCCUACAGAUCAAGCCACCUUAUUCACAGUACUGUAAAGGGCAGAAGCAUUUAUAUAUAUAUUUAAAGAAAAAACCUCAAAGUAGUUAACAGCACAUUAAAACAUUAAAAACAACACUAUCCAGAAUACAAUAUUAUUGAAGAAAGUAAAAUACAAAGUAUGCAUCCAGAGUCACAGAAUUAACCGGUAACUAAAAUGCUAUCUUAAAUAUUUCCAAAGAAAAUAUUACAAAGGAGGUCGGCUACAGAAUGCACAUUUAAUGUAGCAAAGUUAACACAUGUGGAGUUUGGAAUGCCAUCUACCAGGGAGUCUUUAGUUAUGGUUUCUGCAUUACAGGGGGCUGGGCUCGAUGGCCCUGAGUGUCCCUUCCAGUUUGACAUUUCUAUUAUUAUGUUAGUGCUGGUGCUUUACCAUCAGUUGCUUUAAUGACGUGUUGCUUUGCAGGCUGUGCACUUACAAACCAUAUUUGCAGCGGGUCAGAUGAUCGGCUGGUAUGACCCCAAAGUGACCAGAGUAACUCAUGCUGCUUUUGGAGUGGUGUUGGGAGAAGACAAGUAAGUUUGCAGAUAAUUUCUUCAGUAUACAGUAGACUGAAUUGUGUUGCUGUUCACAGACUGGAAAGCUCAGGAUUCUUUUCUGUUAAAGAUGUGUCAUGUGAUCACCAAGGAACUCCUUAUGUGCAUUGGCUUUGUACUUCAAAUCUUCUAUCCUUGUGUUUAUGUAAGAGCACCCCAUAGGCUGCACAUUAGAAAUUCCAGGCUUCCUGCCUUCUAGCUGCAGCUCCUUGUGCUGCUUCAGAAACGAGUCCAGAGCAUUUCCCACCUAAAGUGUCUCCUGGGUGUGUGUGUGCAAGGAACAUGGUAGUUAUGGUAGAAAGUGUGCCUCUUUAGGUUCCGUACACAGACUUCGGCAACCCUUGCAGCUCUUGUAGAUUCUGAUUGUUGUGCAUUGCUAUAGUUAUUGAAAAAUGCAAUGUUAAGAAUAGAUAAAUCCUUCAGUGAAUGUGGGUCUCAAUGCUAACAUAAUCAUGUAGGAAUAAUGUCAUGCAUUGUAUUGGUUGUUCACUUCUGGUCAACAUGUAGAUAACUUGUAGAUAAUAGCAAAUAUGUUCCUGAAAUCAGAAAUUUUACUAUAGGACUUAACAGGAUGGUGUUUUGUGCUAUUGAAUAACUGGACUCAUCUGUUGCAUUACUGGUUCCCAAACUUUUCAUUGUGAGUGCCUCUCUGGGCCUAACUCUUUUUCUGUCGUUUGAGCUUGAAAUCAUGUACCAAAUCAGUUUGUUGAGUUUUUCUUAUUUGUCGGCACACUUCACAUUUAGAGAAUAGCCAUUACUAUUCCAGCGUUACCUUCAUUUUGCACUUUUCUCGUUAGGUGUAUGGCACUGCAUCCUCACUGCAACCUAGUGGCCCAUUGUAAAUAUACAUGCUUCUUUGAUGUACAUUCGGAAGCUUCACUGCUAUGUUACAACAUCAUAUAUUGGUUUACAUCUGUUCCCUUGUUUCUAAUGGUUAUAAUGAAAGAACAGCUGUGCAAUCUCUUUCUUGAUAUGCAUGUCAGGAUUCUGCUGUCUGUGCUGGAAAUUGGAAAUUUGUGCAACUAUAUCUGCCCAUUACACAUUAUGCACUUUUAAUGGGUAUUAUUAUCUGUUUUGGUAGCAAUCACAAGUUAGGUAGUACUCAAGAGCAGGUAGCAGUGUACUGUUUUGCUUUGGGAACACUUGCUACUUCUGCCUUCCCCUUUUUAUAACUGACUGUACCCAAUCCUUCCUGGGGCUGUGGUGAUCUUUCCUCUCUCUUUUUCCUUAUCUAAAUACAUUCUGUCUCCCUAUAUUAGUUGGAUUAUAAUCCUGCUGAAUUGUAAUGGUUUGAGUGUGGCCACAAAUUUAAAAUCUAUGUAGUUCAGUGAUGGAGUGCUUGAGCUGAAACAAAAUAUUUAUUGUAUCUUUCAUGCAACAAGGUGUGUGUCUGGGAUAAUAUAUCUAUGUUGGUGAAAAGACCAGCAGUAGUUUCACUGUUUGACUGUUUUCAUCUGGAGUAAAACUUUCUACUUGAAAAUGAGUUGUCUACUUAGAAAAGCCACAAUUUCCAUCUUUUGUUGCCAGAAAAAAAUUUAAAACCCGUUCUGGAGAUACGGUACGGCUGAUUGACCUUCUUCAAGAGGGACUUAAGCGUUCAAUGGACAAACUGAAGGAAAAGGAAAGAGAUAAGGUAACAAUGGGCUUCCUUUUUUCAGUGUCAAGAAAGUAGACUUUAUUCUUCUUCUAUAGGGUUCUUGUAAGGGAGCAUGUUGCUGGCUUGUAGCACAAACCCAACCCAAGACCUGCCGGGGUUAAGAGUUCAACAGAUCUUGUCCUUUCCCAGUUAUGGAAGCUUAAGUCCUUCACCCGAGCUCAUCUGGCAGAAUUUAAGACAGUAGGACAGAACAAGGAGAUAAUUACUCAAUUGGAUCAUGUGACUUAGCAACCCAGUGCAAUUUAGUCAGCAAAAAGGGUAGUAUAAGUGAAAUUCUUCUGGGGAAGUUUGGAAUAGGCAUGUUACGCCAGCUUUCUAAAGAUAUGAUUGCUCUGUUAGUCUGUCCACAUAUUUGUCUAGCCUCAUCAUAUGAUGGCAGUGAAUUUGCUGUGUUGCCAAUAGUACUUUUCCCUGACUUUGUCCGGGGAGUUGACCUCACUGCUUAGUGUUAGGAGAAAGCUGUUCAAAUCUCUCCGAAGUGAAAUAGGGUAGCAUAGACAGUUGGUGUUCAUUCUCGUUCCUACAAAUUCAUGUGAUAUAUUCUGUACUUAACUAUACAGAGCCCCAAAAGCCUGUGCACCCAAGCAACUUUGAAAAUGUAUAUGAAAAGUAAGUCUGUGGGGAAAUGAGCAGAAAGAUUUGUUUUCAGUGGUAUUGACUGCAGACACUGUCUUCUGUGGAUGUCUGGAUCCUGUUAGGAUUACAGGAUAAAUGAGAAGUAACAGAAUUGAAAGAAUGCAGCUGACUAGCAAAACGUGUGUGUGUGUGUGUGUGCGCGCGCGCGCGCGCGCAGAACUUUCCAUCAACAUGAAUAUGACAUUUUAUUUCGCAGUGCCAGUGUUAUUACUUAAAAGCAAAGAGAAGAAAGAUGGGGUCUGAUCUUGAUAAUUUCUUUUUGAAUUAGGUUAGCUUUGGAUUUUUCUCAUGGAAAUAGGUUAAAGUAAUGAAUCCAUGUUAUUUGUCUAACUUGCAGCACUCACAAUUGUGCUGCAAAACACCAAAUAUAAUUUGGGGGGUAAUAGGUCAAUUACCAUAAUAGCUAAAAGUGGAACCACCUAUAGGAGAGCAUGUGUACCUCUGCUCAACAGAACCAGUGUACAAAACAUGGUUGGUUAUUACAUUAUGCUUAUUUGAGAGUUUCCCAGGGGAAUCUUCCAGAGGAUUAGGUAGAUUACAUGAGCUCUUGACCAGGGGUGGGGAGUCUGUGGCCUUCAAUACGUGAUUGAAUUACAGCUCCCAUCAGCUUUAGGAGCUGUGGCCAAUGUUUAGAAAUAUUAGAGUGCACUACAGUCUUAACCACAAGGGCCACAAGUUCUCUAUAUUUGCCUUGGACUUUUUCAAGCUUCACGUUUUAAGAAUAUUGAAUUUAAAACAUGAAAAUAAAAGCCCCGCCCGCCCCCAAACUGUGUCGCUUGAACUUUUUAUCUGGUCCACAAAGUAAAUCUUAUUUGCAUUCCAGUAGAUGGCAGCAGAGGAUAAAAUGACAGGUUAGUAGAUCAGUUUGUGUGUGGCUUCUGCAUGGGGCAUCAGCUUCAUUUGCUCAGAAUAAAAUUGUCCCAAAGCUCUAGAAAUCACUGGUCACCUUGCCAGGGGCUGUGUAAUUGCUACCACUUCCAUGGCUGGUCUCAUACUCUGUGAAUGUAUCAAGCUUCUGCUCAAAUGAUUUCAGCUGUUCAGAAUAUGUUUGCCUUGGGUUCACUUCAGUUGCUGUUCAGUCUAGGUUUCCCCAGUUCUGUCCCCUGGUUUUUUGGUGCAGCCUUGUCACAAUAUGUGUUUUAUUUCUCUCACAGGUUCUUACUCCUGAAGAACUGAAGGCAGCUCAGACCUCAGUUGCCUUUGGCUGCAUUAAGUAUGCAGAUCUUUCCCAUAACAGAAUAAAUGAUUAUAUCUUCUCUUUUGACAAAAUGCUUGACGACAGAGGAAAUACUGCUGCUUAUUUGCUGUAUGCCUUCACGCGAAUCAGGUAAAGAAAUUGCUAGCUUCUAAAUUUAAGACUUUGUGAGGUUUAAAUACAUGUAUUGGACAAUUACAACCUGAUACUGCUGCAUUUCCAACUUUGAUGUUGGAAGAUCGACUCAGCUGCAUUCCUAUUGAGUCUAAUAUGAGACUUGUUUUUGUGGCAGAUCUAUAGCAAGGCUGGCCAAUAUUGGAGAAGAGACACUGCAGAAGGCAGCUACACAAACGGAGAUAAUAUUGGACCAUGAGAAGGAAUGGAAACUAGGCAAAUGCAUUUUGAGGUUCCCUGAGAUUUUGCAAAAGAUUUUAGAUGAUCUUUUACUGCACACCCUUUGUGACUACCUCUAUGAACUGGCUACUACAUUUACUGAAUUCUAUGACAACUGCUACUGUGUGGAAAAAGACAGACAAAGUGGUGAGUUAAGUUCAUUUUAAAGGAGAUAAGGGACACGUAUAGAGGGUUGCAGGGGGCCAGAGAGAGUAAUGGAUGUAAGGGGAGGUACCCCAGUCAUAUAUCUUCAAGGUUCUUUGUAAACUAAAAAGGGUAGAAACAUCUACUUUAUGUAUGUGUUGUGGCAGAGGGGCAGCUUAACUUGAAUUUUGAGUAAGAGUAAAGGUUAUUCAGGGAGUUUUUAUAUGAGUAGAAUAAAACAUUUUAGAGGAAUCUACUCUUUUCCCUUUUUGGAACUAAGUGGUCCAUUGAUUCAAUCACUGAAAUUUCCAAGGCAUGGGGCAGUGGUACCAUUUUCUUAAUUGAGCAGCACAGUGGCAUAACUGGUGGGUGGGUGGGUGGUCCCAGGCACAUUUUUUUGGGGGGGGGGGUGCAACCAGGUUUCCCCUCCACAAAAGGGGAGACUGCUGCCGCCCUUCAGGAGGGAGGAAGAGGGUGUGGUUUAGGAAAGCCUGCUUCUCAGCUGAUCAAGUGCCCUGCUUGCAUGAGCCAGAGUGGGGGCUUUGUUAAAUUGCUCUGCGGGUGGCUGUGUGUCCCUCAGCAGAACAGUUUUAAAAAGCUGCCUGCCCACUUGGUCUCUCUGUGUAUGGUGGCUGAGGGACUCAAAAGCGGCUGUAGUGCUGCUGGGUAAAGCCUUCAUACCAGUCCUAGAGCAGAGGCAGAUGAGAGCAGCAUUGCUUCCCCUCUCCACUGGGCUCUGGCGUGUGAGUGCAGCCCCCAUGCUAAUUUGCAAGCCUGGGGUGUGAUUGGACUGUUUCGAAGCAGUGGGCUUUCACCGUGCCCCCUUGGGAUGUAGCAGAGUACUGUGGAGUACUAUUGCACAGAAAUGUGAAGGGACCGGAGAGAGAGACAGCUGGCUCUGCUGACUAGUAAUCUGGAUAGCAACAUAUCUCACUUGGUUUUUUUGUCUCUUGUGUAGGCAAAAUAGUGAAAGUGAACAUGUGGCGAAUGCUCUUGUGCGAAGCAACAGCUGCUGUUAUGGCCAAAGGUUUUGACAUCUUGGGAAUCAAACCGGUGCAGAAAAUGUAACUAUGUUGACUUUUCAGAUAACUUUUCUACACACAAAAAUGAACUAUUUAGUUGACUAUUCUGGCCUAUUUGAAAAAUAAAAAUGUUUAAGUUUCAUUGUCUCUACUCCAUGUUGUAGGGCAGUAUUUAUUGUAACUGCUUAGAUCUCACUGUGUAUACAGUGUUAUGCCAGUUUUUGGUAAAACAAACAAUCAUUUUGUCCUUGCCUGCAAAGUCUAGAGUCACAAGAAGCAGGAGGUAAUGUGAUUUCUCCCACUGCUGUAGUCCACAAAUGUCACAAUAUAACCCUUAGUUAACACAGCAGUCAUUGAGUGCUUAACCUUUUUAUUAAAGGUAUAUUGUCUGAGCUUAUAAAACACAAUUGACACUAAAUUACAGUAUUUUAGGAAAUGCAAUGAAUGUACAGACUUAAAAGUAUCAUAUAUAUUCUGGAAGUACCAGUAGUAUCAAUAUAUUAUCUUUUCCCUCCCACCCCCACAACCCUUUUUUCCAUUUUCAAAACAGCGGUGUACUGCAAAUUGAAGUUCAAAAUAUGUAUGUUCACAAGCCAGAGGCUGCUCUGUUGGCGGGGCUGCCUCAACUGCUUCACACAGGCGACAGGCAGGCCAUCUCUUCCUCCCAGGAGCAAGAGGUGUCCCAACUGCCUGCCUGUGCAAAGGCAGCUGAGGUACAGGUGGGCGCCUUCUUUAAACUGUUCCGCUGAGGGGUGCAGCUGCCUGCACCUCAGUGGAGCAGUUUAACAAGGCCCCCACCUAAGUGACUUCCCCAUGCCAGCUGUUAGGCUGAAGACCCUCCCCAAAGGCCUCCUGCAAUUUUCUAGAGCCCAUAAAAGGUGCAGGUCAAGUUUCUCCCCCCCCCCCAACUUUCGGGGCGCAGCUCAGAGGUGCUGGAACACAAAGUUCCACUGAAAAAAGACGUCCUUUUUCUUAUUGUUUCUUCACUGUAAAAAGUAUAAAUGUCUGUAACCAAUAAAUACAGCAUAGCUUCCUAUAUGAUCAUUAUAUUCCUAAUAGUUUAGAAUGCUAAAAACAGAAAAAGACAUCACAGGUGCGGAGUUCUCUUUAGUCAGAUAGCACUGCUAAAGUAUUACACAUUUGUUCUCACAUUUUUAGUUUAUAAAGCAUCUGGGGGGAAAUAAAAUCUCACAUUUACACAUUAUUAGAACAUCAAGAUGUUCAUUUUUCAAUAACUUAUUUUGAUAGGUAAUAUUGAACAAUUUAAUUUUCUCAGUAGAAUUUUUUAAUAAAAAAGCAGUAACUUUAUAAAAUGCAUAAAAAUGUCUUAACAGUUCUAGAAUGCUUCAAUUACAAUAAUGAAGUCUGGUAAACUUCAGCUUUGGCCACCAAACAUUUGAUUUAACUUCCAAAAGCACCAUGUCAUCUUUGGCUUGCUCUCAGUAUGAUGAAGUUUUAAAGGACUCUCUAAUCCUUACCAGUUCUGCAGCACACAUGUGACCAAAAGCCCUGUUGUACCAUUCAGUUGUGCGGCCCCUGCCAAUAAAUGAAACAGCCUGUU
Molecule: messenger RNA, 21767 nt
Organism: Podarcis lilfordi (Lilford's wall lizard)
Lineage: Eukaryota; Metazoa; Chordata; Lepidosauria; Squamata; Lacertidae
Source: the annotation of a GenBank genome assembly